Messenger RNA from Dendronephthya gigantea, 4992 nucleotides. RefSeq names its product ATP-binding cassette sub-family F member 3-like. Bases 96 to 2228 code for a protein of 710 amino acids. The transcript has 26 exons. Gene Ontology annotation, molecular function: ATP binding; ATP hydrolysis activity. The record is from RefSeq and is a predicted model, not a curated record. NCBI's taxonomy places the organism in Eukaryota, Metazoa, Cnidaria, Anthozoa, Malacalcyonacea, Nephtheidae.
UUACCAAUAUAGCCUUUGGAUCAAUUGUAUUUUCAUUAAAUAAAGUAUUCGCAUAAUCUGCUGGCUCAAUUUAAAGCUCUAAAAUUUUUUUCAAAAUGUCUGCCACAUGUGCUGGAAUUUUACGCGAAACAUUUCCCCAAAUCGACGAGGAAAUGUUCAGUUAUAUAAACGGAAUUUUGGAAUCAAGCAGCGAUGAUUUUGUCGAUGCGUCGGAUGUGUUUGAUGCUGUGGGUGAUCUAUUCCUGGAAAUCUCAGAAAGUGAACCAAAUGUCAUCCAAGAACUUUGUGAGCAGUUGAUCGGAGUUUUGAAAAUAAAUUCCCAGAAUAGUACAAGUGAACCUACAAAGCUUCAUACUCCGGUUCAGUUAAAGGACAUUGUAGAAAACAAUGAUGAAACUGUGGAAGAGAAUGCUAGUAUUUGGCUUAUAAAGAAAGAUGAAUUGAGGGAGACAGUGGAUUCAAAGAAGCUUGAAAAAGCUGAGGCAAAGAUUAAAGCAAAACAAGAUAAAAGAAUAUUGAAAGAAAACUCAACUGGUCCACCUCAAACAAGAAGUUUAACAGACAAUGCAUCAGUGAGUCACACAACAAACAGACGAGAUGUGCAUUUGGAAAAAGUUGGUUAUUCUCAAGAUAUCCAUCUGGAGAAUAUUGAUCUAGCAUUUGGAGAAAGAGUGUUAUUAACUGGGGCCAACUUGAUGUUAAAUUUUGGACAUCGCUAUGGUUUGAUAGGUCGAAAUGGAGUUGGAAAGACCACAUUGCUGCGCUCGUUAUCAAGGAGGGAGGUACAUGUCUCAUCUCAAUUGUCAAUACUUCAUGUUGAACAAGAGGUUGUGGGAGAUGAGACACCAGCUCUGGAAAGUGUCUUAGAAUGUGAUGUAAGGAGGACCAAUUUAAUCAAAGAGGAAAAAUCUCUUACAGCAAAACUUCAGUUGGACAGCCAUUCACAAGAUAAUACAAGUCAUGAAAGCCGUCUGGCUGAGGUCUAUGCAGAAAUGGAGGAAAUUGAAGCAGACAAAGCCCCUGCAAGAGCAUCAGUGAUUCUAGCUGGCCUUGGUUUUUCACCCAAAAUGCAAGGACAGCACACACGGGAAUUCUCUGGUGGAUGGCGAAUGAGACUAGCCUUGGCAAGAGCUUUGUUUUCAAAGCCUGAUUUGUUACUCCUUGACGAACCUACAAACAUGUUGGAUUUGAACGCAAUUAUUUGGUUGGAAAAUUAUUUACAGAAAUGGCCGUCAACUCUAUUGGUUGUUUCUCACGAUAGAAAUUUCCUGGAUUCCGUGUGCUCUGACAUCAUUCAUAUGCAUUCCAGCAAAUUGGACAGCUACAAAGGAAAUUAUGAGACGUUUUUCAAAACGAAAACAGAAAAAUUGAAGAAUCAGCAGCGAGAGUACGAAGCCCAACAACAGUACAGAGAACAUUUACAGGCAUUUAUCAAUAGGUUUCGUUACAACGCCAACAGAGCUGCACUGGUUCAGAGCAAAAUCAAAAUAUUGGAAAAACUUCCAAAGCUAAACGCGGUUGAGAAGGAAACAGAAGUUGUUCUAAGGUUUCCUGAUUGUGAAGAUCUGUCGCCACCCAUCCUUCAGCUUGACGAGAUUUCGUUUCACUACACGAAAGAUAGAGUUAUAUUUGAGAAAGUCUGUAUGUCGGCGACCAUGCAAUCUAGAAUAGCAGUGGUGGGAGAAAACGGUGCUGGUAAAACAACGUUGUUAAAAAUUCUGCUUGGAGAACUGGAACCAGUAACGGGACUUCGACAUGUUCACAGGAACUUGAAAAUGGGUUAUUUUAGCCAACAUCAUGUCGACCAACUAAGCAUGAAUACGAAUUCAGUUCAGUUAUUACAGUCGAGGUUCCCAGGUAAACAAGAAGAAGAGUAUCGCAGACAACUUGGAUCCUUUGGUGUUUCUGGUGAACUAGCAUUACGACCUAUUGACAGUCUGUCUGGUGGACAAAAAAGUCGUGUCGCAUUUGCUAUCCUUGGCAUGUUAAGACCGAACUUUCUUAUACUCGACGAACCCACAAAUCACUUGGAUAUGGAAACGAUUGAAGCCUUAGGGAAAUCAUUGUUGAAAUUCCAGGGUGGUGUGAUAUUGGUAUCCCACGACGAAAGACUGGUACGAACUGUUUGCAAUGAGAUUUGGAUCUGUGGUCAGAAAAAUAUACGUUCAAUAGAAGGUGGCUUCUCAGAAUAUAGGCGAAUUUUAGAGGAUGAAUUCAAAAGAUUAUGAAAUUAGAUAAGUACAUAACAAAUUUCAAGAAUAUUAUAUCAAUUCGCUCCCACUGGUGACACAGCCAUUUUUAAUUUAAUAAUUCCAGCAAUUGAACAUUUGAAUGUUUAAUUCCUGCUACGGUUUUUUCAGUAACAAAUCCGGAUCAAUAUAAUUUGGCGGUGCUUCUCAUAUAAUGGAGGUUUUAAAAGAUGAUUUGACCAAGAAGAUUUCUUGGACAAAUAUCUUAAUCUGCCGCAUGCAUGCAUGUGAUUGAGUGGGUGCAACUGCAACACACACUGCAAAAAGAUUCCUCAUGUAAAGCGAACUAUUAAAACACAUCGCAUGAAAGCGCAUUGAGUGAUGAAGAUUUUGACGAUAAAUUUUUGCCAAAUACUACGGAAUUUAUAAGCCCUUGUUUGUUUUCGACGCAACGCUCGUUUGUCAAAAUUUCUUUUAAAAUCCCAUCCGUCUUUCUAAAUAGAAAAGCCAGGGCUUAUCAGUUAUCCAAAUACAACAUGCUGUUUGACGUAUGCCGGCCUACGUGUUUGCAUUUGACUCAAAACUUCAAAAUCGCCCUAUUUAUAUUUUGCAUUUCAAAGGAGGCGUGCGUUCUGUGAACGCAAUCUCUGUGACUGAGUUCAAAACAGCUUGAUAAUGCUGUUCUCAGAGCACAAUUAGGUUUUAAUUUCAGCAAGUUGCCUAGAACAGGAUAGAUAAAUUAACAUACACCGAAUGAAUCUCAUUUUUAUACCUUGUUGAUUCAAAUAUAAUUGCCAUGGAAUGCUGGCAUAACAUGACCGCUCAAUUCUAUCCGGAUUUUCUCUGAAUUUAACCAUUUUGAGAGGUAUAGUUCACAUCUGUGUAGGACAAUAGAGGUUAAUAUUUAGCCUACAGUUUUGGCCAUCUUGUCAAUUACCGGUCCAUUCAUUUGCACCGCAACCGAACAGCCUCACCGUCGCACAAUUAUUGCAUCAGAUGAGAUGGAACUGCCGGUGAUCUUUCAUGACUUGUAUUUACCUAAAUAGGUAUAAAUAGAAGGGGUUUUUCUUACAUUUGACCGAUGAUACCUGAUGGUUUUCGUCCAUCAAAAUGAAGAAAAAAACAGCUUUAGUUGGCCAAUAUAUUUUGCCCCCAUGUUUUGAGAUGCACGCGCAAACAAGUGAAAAACUAUAAACAUUCGACGUUGAGAAUAUUGAUAUUCAUAUAGUUUUAGCGUAUAAUUAGCAUGUCAUAUUUCAGUUUCAUUGGCUUACCACGCGGGUUCGACUCAAACAGAAUAAUUUAGGGCCUGAACCGUCGUUUUGACAACCAAGAUAUUAUUAAUUUUUUUGUGCCUUAACACUUUAACAUAAAUCAAGUUCAGAUGUAGGGAUGUCUUUCAAGAAGAUUUCUCUUCGAUGUCGUAUAUGUUUCGAUGUUUUUGUGAACAAGAAUAUACUAGUUCAAUGUAAUCUCGUUUGAAUUUUGUGCCGUGCGGCGUGUGUUUUCGACGGGUUCAGCAGUAACAUCGACGCGGUUGCUAACUUGCUCAUUGUGAUUGUGUGAUGCUAAAUUGAAAUGGGGACAGCCUGUUCAGUUGAUGCAAAAAACACCUCGACUCGCAUGAAAGAUGAAAAUGGACGAACAAAGGAAGACCUCAACAGGCCGAAAAGCAUUUCAAGUUCAAUUGUUUAUAAUACGCUGUGAGUAAUAUUGCAUGCGUAGGAAUAUCUAUAAUAUAUAUCUUAGUGUGUACAUUGUUUUAUUUGACAUCGCUGAGAGCUUUCUUAAUGCGUCGUAAGGCAGAGAUUAUCCAAGAAAUUUUAGAUCGUGACUGGGUAACUCGGCCAAGGAAUUUAUGGUCAACUGAGCAUUUUGCGAGAUAUUAAGUAUCAGACAGUUAGAGCAAUGACAUGGCGACCGAUCGCAACAAAGAUAUAAAUAAUUACAAGAUGAAUUAUUAAUCUAAUGCCACGAACGAUUGUGAGACCCUUGCAUUGCACCGAGCAUGCGUAGGUUUCAGUCAUGGUGUCAUAUACAGCCAUCAUUUCACCGCUGUUCCAUUGAGUUCACUCCCUAAAGUUAAAGUUGAGACUUUUCAUCCUACGCGUUUUGGAAAUAUGUAAGGGAAUGAAACAGUGAUUAUUACACACGAGUUAUUUCACCCAGAUCAUGGUACAUAUUCUUCACUGCAGUCUAGAGUUUAUCGACCUUAUUACUGUGAUCGCGUGUUAAACAUUGAUCGUGCAUGUAAACUGAGUUUACAAAAUUUAGAUUGCGGGAUUUGAUUGUGCAUAUUGUUGAUAUCUGAUUACAAUUUCACAUUGAAACACAGCUGUUGUUAAAAUGUAUAAUUAUAUUCACGAGAGCGGUAGUAUAGUGAUUUACAUUUUCCUGAAAUUUUUCGUGCGAUUUUCUUUUCUUCAUCCAUGCGAACUAGCAAAUUGUUAUCAAUGCUCUUGUUGAAAAAGUGCUUUUAUCAGAACUUCCGAACAUCCAUAACCGUCCAAUCAGCAAUUUACUUGUAUUAUAGCAGGGAAAAUUCACAGCAGGAAUUGCAGGUGCAAAUGAGUGGCCAUCAGGCUGCAGCAUAAUAGCUAAAUAAGCUAAUAUCGUGCCCUGUGUACAUAGAAGCUCUUUGAUAUUUAAACUUAUAUAUUUAUAUCCUAUUGAUAUCCUAUUAUAUCUUAUUGAUAUCCUAUUGAUCUCCUCAGGUGGAAUCCAUUCCGAAUCACGAGAGACGAAGCAGAAAAUCUUCUUCAAGGUUCUUACGCUGGGGCUUUCAUUUUUUCCUACAGCAUCA